This is a messenger RNA of Telopea speciosissima, 2887 nucleotides long. Its product is annotated as putative inactive cadmium/zinc-transporting ATPase HMA3. Gene Ontology annotation, cellular component: membrane. Gene Ontology annotation, biological process: monoatomic cation transport. Gene Ontology annotation, molecular function: metal ion binding; ATP binding; ATP hydrolysis activity. The transcript has 10 exons. The coding region runs from base 32 to 2848 and encodes 938 amino acids. The record is from RefSeq and is a predicted model, not a curated record. Lineage: Eukaryota; Viridiplantae; Streptophyta; Magnoliopsida; Proteales; Proteaceae.
AGAGUUCCCCCUUCCUCAUUAAUCUGCUGAAAUGGGUAGCUCUAGUGCAGCAAGAGAUGUUAGGAAAAGCUACUUUGAUGUGUUGGGUCUCUGCUGUUCAUCAGAGGUUCCUCUAAUUGAGAAGAUCCUGAAGCAAUUAGAUGGAAUUAAGGAAGUCUCAGUGAUUGUUCCAACAAGAACAGUCAUUGUUGUUCAUGAUAACCUCCUUAUCUCUCAAAUUCAAAUAGUUAAGGCGCUGAAUCAAGCCAGGCUAGAAGCAAAUAUUCGAGUUUAUGGUGAACCAACAUACAGGAUGAAAUGGCCAAGUCCAUAUACAAUUGGAUGUGGAGUUUUGCUUAUAGUUUCCUUCUUUAAAUCAUUUUAUCACCCACUUCAAUGGGUUGCUGUUGCCGCAGUCAUAGUCGGCCUUGCACCGAUUGGAUUGAGAAGCAUAGCGGCGAUACGAAACCUCACACUUGACAUUAACAUUUUGAUUCUAAUUGCAGUGGGUGGAUCAAUUGCUUUAGGAGAUUACUUGGAAGCAGGUAGCAUUGUCUUCCUAUUCACCAUUGCAGAGUGGCUUGAAUCAAAAGCAAGUCACAAGGCUACAGCAGCUAUGACCUCUUUGUUAAACAUGGCUCCUCAGCAAGCCAUCCUAGCUGAUACUGGAGUUAUUAUUGAUGUCAAAGAUGUGAAGGUGAACACAAUCCUCGCCGUCAAGGCCGGGGAAGUAAUUCCCAUUGACGGAAUCGUUGUUGAAGGGAUAUGUGAAGUGGAUGAGAAGACCUUAACAGGUGAAUCCUGUCCUGUUUCAAAGCAGAAAGACAAUAAUGUUUGGGCUGGCACAAUAAACCUAAAUGGUUACAUUACUGUGAAAACCACAGCACUAGCUGAAGAUUGUGUGGUAGCUAAGAUGGCAAUGUUAGUUGAAGAGGCCCAAAACAAUAAAUCCAAAACACAAAGACUCGUAGAUGAUUGUACCAAGUACUACACCCCAGUUGUAGUAUUAGUAGCGCUAAGUCUUGCAGUGAUUCCGGCAGCAUUAAAACUCCAUGACUUAAACCGGUGGUUUCACUUAGCAUUGGUUGUUCUGGUAAGCGCAUGUCCAUGUGCGCUUAUACUCUCUACACCGGUGGCCACUUUCUGUACACUUACAAAGGCAGCAGCAAAUGGAGUUCUAAUAAAGGGAGGUGAUUAUCUUGAGGUUUUGGCUCAAAUUAAGACCAUGGCUUUCGAUAAAACUGGGACGAUUACAAGAGGAGAAUUUGUGGUGACAGAUUUCCAAACUAUCUCUCAUGAUGUUAGCCUCAACACAUUGCUUUACUGGGUUUCAAGCAUUGAAAGUAAAUCGAGUCACCCAAUGGCAGCUGCUCUUGUUGACUAUGGACGGUCUAAUUCCAUUCAACCAAAACCAGAGAAUGUUACAGAAUUCGAAAAUUUUCCAGGGGAAGGAAUAUAUGGACAAAUUGAUGGAGAAAUUAUUUUUAUUGGAAACAAAAAAAUUGCAAGGAGAGCUGGUUGCGAGACAGUUCCUGUAGAAGGAAGAGAUACCAAGGGAGGAGCAACAAUUGGAUAUAUUUACUUAGGAGGGAAUUUGAUCGGGAUUUUCAGCCUUUCUGAUGCCUGUAGAUCUGGGGUUGUUGAUGCCAUCACUGAGUUGAAAAAAAUGAGCAUUAAAACUGUUAUGCUUACAGGAGAUAGCAAUGCUGCAGCCAUUCAUGCACAAGAACAGCUAGGACAUGCCAUAGAGGUAGUUCAUGCAGAACUUCUACCAGAAGACAAAGCAAGAAUCAUUAAAAACCUGAAGGAGGAAAGACCAACUGCAAUGAUCGGUGAUGGCAUAAACGACGCCCCAGCAUUAGCCACGGCCGACAUAGGUAUCUCCAUGGGCAUCUCUGGCUCUGCACUUGCAACAGAGACAGGACAUGUAACCCUUAUGUCCAAUGACAUUAGGAAAAUACCUCAAGCUAUCAAGCUAGCAAGAAAGAGCCGUCGAAAGGUAAUCGAAAAUGUCAUAUUAUCAAUCAGCACAAAGGUUGCUGUUCUUGCACUUGCCUGUUCUGGUCACCCCCUUCUCUGGGCUGCAGUUCUUGUUGAUGUGGGCACAUGCAUAGUUGUUAUUCUAAAUAGCAUGCUUCUUCUAAGAGGGACUAGUGGUAAAAAAUCAUCACCUUCUGCAUCUCAUGUCCAUAAACACAAAUCUGAAGGUGGUUGUGGGAUUCAUCAUAAAAGAUCAAAUUGCAGUCACUCAGCUCCUCUUAUCAAUGAACAAUGUUGCUCAUCACAUGGAGUACCACAUUGUGAGAGUGGUACAAAAUCACCUUCUUCAUCUCAUGCCCAUAAACACAAAUCAGAAGGUGGUUGUGGGCAUCUUCACAAAAGAUCAGUCCAAUUGAAAUCAUCAAAUUGCAGUCACUCAGCUCCAACUAUCCAUGAACAAUGUUGUUCACAUGAAGUACCACAUUGUGAGAACUCUGCUAGUGUUGUCUCUUGUGGAUCAAAAACUCCUCAUACUUGUUCUGAAUCAGCCCAUUCCAAUAGCAUCACUUGCCAAAAAAGCAGCAAUCACAAUGAUGCACCAGAAUCAAGAUUUGAAGUUGGAGAAGUGGAGAACGGAAGAAGUGGUAAUAGCAAUUGCAAGGGUCAAUGUAGUGAUUUGAGUACCUUAUGUCAUGCUGAGGAAGAACACCAACAUGUGGUGGCGAAGAGGAAAGGCCAUUGUGAGUCAAUUGAAUCGCAUGCUUGUAUGAAUUUAGAGAAGAGAGAGAUUGGUGGGUGUUGCAAGAGGUUUAUGAAGGAAUGUGAAGGUAAACAUGGGUGUUUAGGUGCUAAAUUAGGAGGCUUAUCUGAGAUCAUCAUAGCCGAGUAGAGGAGCAUGCAUGUCUCAAGUUCUUGGCAGCCAAAACUU